Molecule: messenger RNA, 973 nt
Organism: Chaetomium strumarium
Lineage: Eukaryota; Fungi; Ascomycota; Sordariomycetes; Sordariales; Chaetomiaceae
Product: inorganic phosphate transporter Pho88
Exons: 3
Coding region: 170-748 (192 amino acids)
Biological process (GO): protein targeting to ER
Cellular component (GO): mitochondrion; endoplasmic reticulum
Source: RefSeq, a predicted model, not a curated record
GCCGUGUCAACUUUCAAAAUCGCCUCGAUCCAGGCUACAUCUUUGCGCGGAAGAUCAAAUCCUGUCACUUUGUAACCACAAACACAGUCGCGCAGUUCGAGCUUCGAGACGUCCACGUCUUCCUCUCCGCGACAACUCGACCCCUCGGCCAUCGGCAAAUUCAGACACAAUGGCUGGCCUCAGUCCCCAGGUAACGAACCUGAUCAUCAUCCUUGGGAUGAUGCAGGUCGCGAAGAAGAUCCCCUUCGAUGAUCCGCAGGUGCUCAACCUCUGCCGCGCCGCCUACAUCACCAGCAACCUCAUCAUCCUGGGCAUUUACAUGUACAUCAAGGUGGUGAUCGACAAGAAGAAGGACAUGACCACGCUCAAGUACGUCGAGCCGGCGCCGAUGGGCUCGAGCGAGGAGGGCAAGCUCGUCACCACCACGGUGCACGCCUACGAUGUCGGCCAGCUCAAGCAGCUCAUGCGCGGACAGGGCAUGGGCGUGCUGAUGAUGGCCGUGAUGCACCUCUACUUCAAGUACACCAACCCGCUGCUCAUCCAGAGCAUCAUCCCGCUCAAGAGCGCGCUCGAGUCGAACCUGACCAAGAUCCACCUCUGGGGCCAGCCCGCCGUGGGGGAUCUUAAGAGGCCCUUCAAGCAGGCGGCCGGCCUCAUGAGCGGGCUCCAGAGCGGCCCCGCCCAGGCCGACAAGAAGGCCGUCGAGAGCGCCGAGCGGGCCGGACGCGGUGGUGUCAAGGAAGAGUAAAUUGAUGCGGCGGGGGGUUCGCAGUGGCUAAUAAUUAGCUGCAUGAAUAAUGAUUGGGGAGGUUCUGUACAGUAUACUGCAAUGUGCUAAGAGGCAUCGCUAUACAGUAAUAGACGUUGUGCAAGUGGGCAAAGGAGGGAUAUCUUCAACACGCAUCUCGUGGCAACCUCAAUGACAACAUUGCCUUGAAAUACUCAGUUCCGGACUAGUACCACGGCAGGGCAC